CUUGCACAAGAUGGCCGCUUACACUGCUCCGUCCGUCAGCGUCAACGGCGUGGGCUGGGGCCCGACGUCGCUCCCCAAGCAGUUCGCCAACAUCCCGUACGCACCCUUCGGCAAGAGCGACAAGCUCGGGAAGGCCGCCGACUUCAUCAGCCAGAACAACCAGGCGAUCGGUCGCCCGGGCCGCUUCCAGCGCAGCAACGACCCGUCGGGUGUCAACGCCGAGUUCCAGUACAAGCACGAUGCGGUCGAGGACCUCUCGUUCCAGCUCGUCGACACGGCCAAGGCGGUCCGCAACAACACGCGUCUUCGCCCGACGUGGGGCCAGCAGCGCUUCCAGGCGAACCGCAACAACAACCGCAACAACCUUGCCAAGGACAAGGGCCUUGUCGCGCUCGAGACCACGACGCAGAUGAAGAAGGGCCAGCAGAAGCAGAACAAGCGCUGGGACCGCCUCAACACGGCGCGCCGCAUGUUUGGCAACAAGCGCCGCGACAACGACACGAAGGAACGCGUUGCAAGUGUGCAGGUCGACACGACGUGGAAGAUGAUCGAGCAGUUUGAGCUUGCGCAGCUCGUGAAGCUCCAGGCCAACAUCCCGGCCUCGGAGGACCUCAAGACGUGCGGCCAACUCCGCAAGUACGACGACACGUACGACCGCAUCACGACGCGCUUCGCCAAGACGCUCGGCCGCCACGAAGACAAGGAGUUCGUCUCGGUCACGACGACGGACGAUCCGAUCAUCGAGGCGCUCGCGACCGAGGGCGCCGCGACCGUCUUUGCCACGGACGCGAUCCUCUCGCACCUCAUGGCCUCGCCGCGCUCGGUCUACCCGUGGGACAUUGUUGUCCAGCGCGUCGGCAACAUGCUCUUCUUCGACAAGCGCGAGGCGUCGACGCUCGACAUGGUGACAGUCAACGAGACGGCGAUUGACACGCCGAACGCGGACGACCCGGACUCGAUCAACCACCCGGACCGCCUCAGCCUUGAGGCGACGCUCAUCAACCAGGCCUUUACGCAACAGGUGCUCAAGGCCAACGACGACUUCGUCAAGACGUUCGAGGCCAACCCGUUCAGCGGCGAGAACCUCGCGCCGAUCGCGUACAAGUACCGUCGCUUCCAGCUCUCGGAGACGGUCGCCAUGGUUGCGCGCUGCGAGCUCCACGCGAUUUCGACCAAGGGCGGCGCCGAGCAGACGGUCGCUGCCUUUGCGCUCAACGAGUGGGACCCGAAGCUCAGCGGCAGCGUCGAGUGGCGCAAGAAGAUUGAUCUCCAGCGCGGCGCGCUCCUCGCGACGGAGCUCAAGAACAACUCGUGCAAGAUCGCCAAGUGGACGCAUUCUGCGAUCCUCGCGGGCGCCGACCAGAUGAAGCUCGGCUUUGUCUCGCGUGCGAACGCCAAGGACCCGUUCAACCACACGAUCCUCGCGACGCAGAGCUACAAGCCUGUCGACUUUGCCUCGCAGACGUCGCUCAACCAGAACAACGCGUGGGGCAUCGUCAAGAUGCUUGUCGACAUCUUCCUCAACCAGCCCGAAGGCAAGUACGUCAUGAUGAAGGACCCCAACAAGCCCGUCGUGCGCAUCUACUCGGUGCCGCUCAACACGUUCGAUGACGAAGGCGACGACGACGAUGAGGAUGACGACGACGACGACGAUGACCAGGACGACGACGACUUGGACGACGAUGAAGACAACUAAAUGCAAGUAAUGUAGUAUUGACGAAGA
Saprolegnia parasitica CBS 223.65 is the source of this 1723-nucleotide messenger RNA. RefSeq lists its product as hypothetical. NCBI's taxonomy places the organism in Eukaryota, Oomycota, Saprolegniomycetes, Saprolegniales, Saprolegniaceae. Gene Ontology annotation, molecular function: translation initiation factor activity. The record is from RefSeq and is a predicted model, not a curated record. The coding region runs from base 11 to 1696 and encodes 561 amino acids. Gene Ontology annotation, cellular component: eukaryotic translation initiation factor 3 complex; cytoplasm. Gene Ontology annotation, biological process: translational initiation. The transcript has a single exon.